ACUGACUGCCUCAUCCUAUAUAUAGUCGCAUAAUUUUCUAAAUUGUAGAAGCAAUCCCAUCUAACAAUCAGAUUUGCAACUCCAGUCCAUAUAAUCCACAAUAAGCCAACUUUUCUUCUUCUCUCAUCAAGCUUUUUCUCUCCUCACUUUUCGUGUACUUCGAAAAUGGUCGAGGGAGAGUCCAAGGCAUUGUGGAUUAUUGUGGCCACCGUGUUUGCAGUCGCGGCGGUCGCACCAGCGGCACAUGGACAACAAGCGCCGUGUUACUUCGUGUUUGGAGACUCUGUCUUCGACAAUGGUAACAACAAUGCCUUGAACACCAAGGCCAAGGUCAACUAUUUACCUUAUGGUAUAGAUUUCCCUCAAGGUCCGACCGGUCGGUUUAGCAACGGUCAGAAUAUGCCAGACGUCAUCGCUGAACUAGCGGGUUUCAAUGACUCAAUUCCACCGUUCGCCGGAGCAUCACAGGCACAAGCUAACAUCGGACUCAACUAUGCUUCCGGUGCCGGAGGUAUCCGUGAAGACACCAGCGAAAAUAUGGGUGAGAGAAUCAGUUUGAGAAAGCAAAUAAACAACCACCUGUCGGCGAUCAUAAACGCGGCGGUGCCACGGAGUCAGUUAAAGCAAUGUCUAUACACAAUCAACAUCGGAAGCAACGAUUACCUCAACAACUACUUCUUGUCGCCUCCUACUUUAGCUCGUCGUAUAUAUAAUCCUGACCAGUACGCUCGAUCUCUCAUACGCCUCUACCGUUUUUAUUUGGAGCAAUUGUACGUAUUAGGAGCGAGGAAUGUAGCUUUGUUCAGUAUCGGUAAGAUCGGAUGUACACCACGAAUUGUUGCUACCCUCGGUGGCGGCACUGGCUGUGCAGAAGAAGUGAACCAAGCCGCGAAUCUCUUCAACAUUAAACUCAAAGCCCUAGUCACAGAUUUUAACAACAAACCUGGAGCUAAGUUCACUUAUGUUGAUCUCUUCUCUGGAAAUGCUGAAGAUUUCGCCGCUCUAGGGAUUACGGUUGGUGAUAGGAGUUGCUGUACUGUUAAUCCGGGGGAAGAACUUUGUGCUGCGAACGGACCGGUUUGUCCAGACCGAAACAAAUACAUAUUCUGGGAUAACGUGCAUACUACGGAAGUGAUCAAUACUGUGGUGGCUAACGCAGCGUUUAACGGACCUAUAGCUAGUCCGUUCAACAUAUCCCAGCUUGUGAAUUAAUAUUAGGGCUUUAUAUCCAUUGUUAAAAUGGCAUAGUCCUUUAUGUAAGACCUGGUUUCGUCUAGAUGGAAACCAUAUAUCAGACACAUAAUAAUAAUCUCAGCAGAUAGACUGAAUAAUGAAUAAAAAGGAUUGAAGUAG
Molecule: messenger RNA, 1353 nt
Organism: Arabidopsis arenosa
Lineage: Eukaryota; Viridiplantae; Streptophyta; Magnoliopsida; Brassicales; Brassicaceae
Source: the annotation of a GenBank genome assembly